UCUCUCAAGUAACUCCAGCAUUCAGAUGUGUGACGACGACGACUGCGAUCGGAAGUGAAAAGGCAAAAGGCGCGCGCGAAUUUUUUUUGCUGUCGGGGGUGUUGCUCUGCAAAAUCUUGGAAAGAAGAGGGACAGGCUUCAAUUUUCCUUAUUUUAUCUCGUUUCGCCAAUUUGUAAUUGUCCGACUGUUGUCAUGCGUUCAGAUUGCUGCUCUGUGGGAAGACCAUUGUGAAGUUCGCGGUUCGCGGAAGCUUUUUUAUCACUAGUUUUUAGUGGAUAGUAAAUUAACGGAGGAAGCAUUUAAGAUUGCAUUUUUAACAUGUUUCCAUAGUGAGAACCGACCCAUCGGCUGUGCAAAGUGCUCCCAUAUUCGGUGGAGAGAUGUCCAUGUUGUUGGGGAUAGCCAGUGAGAAGAAAAUUGUGUAGGAAUAUGACCAUAACCCGCUCACUUCACAUCUAGAUGGACGUGGUGUGUAUUGCAUUCUCUGUGGCCGAUUCGUAACCUGAUUCACCUCCACACCGGAAGAGAGUGGGCGAUAAAAAAACACAUGCCUGUGUUGAAGUUUAAGAAUCCACGUCGUGGUCCAACCUUUGUUUGAAUAGUAUGAAAAAUCGUUAAUUUUGUGCUAUAUUGUUUCCGAAAAAAUAUGCGAGCCAUGUGAGUAGCUGGAUUUAAGCAUCAGUGGUGUUCAGAAGUGUCAACAAUAACAGUUCCAAUUGGAAACAAUAUAUUUUUACAAUCGGAAUACAAAGAUUAUGUGGUUGGCGCAGCAGCCCAAAGCAAAUCAUUGAAGUGAAUUCAACAGAAGCAUAAGCCCGUCGUGGGUUAUGAAUGUUUUCGGAUAACUUAACUCACACUGAUGCGCCGCGCGUUUAUUAUGCUUCCCUCUUUUGCAUCAAAUUUGAACACUUCGUUCCGAGGUUGCCUAUAAAAAUUGGGUACGAUUUGAGUGCAAGUUUGUGUGUGUAGUGGUAGUAAACAAGAAUUCAGUGUUUGUAGAUAUCGUAGUCGUCUGCCGUGAGUUAUUUUACAUUUCCAUCGUUUCUAACAGUAUGCGUGAUAACAAAUGAAAACAAGACUCCUCCGCAAGUUGGGAGUCAAAACAAAAAAGUCUGAAAACGGUGCUGCCUUUUAUUGAUGGUGUGUGCCAACCACCGUCCUUCUAGUGUUCGGAAACAAUCGGGUGACAAAAAAUCCACUAUAACAACACCACACGUAAAAUGGCUUCCCCUGUUAUGAAAACAAAAUUCAUCAAUGUCACAAAAAAUACGCGUGUAGCGUCGACAUAAGACUCAAGCGCCUGACUCACCCACCGCGAGAUUCUCGUUAGCCGGCGUCGCCGCUGGACCAGGAGCAGAGUAAGCAAUCGUGCUUAGAAGCAAAAAACAAAAACGAUUGCAAAACUCAGCAAACAAACAAAACCCACCGUAAAAAUCAACACAUUACGCUACGUUUACACUCCAUUGGAAGUAUCACUCAUUGUCAGGAUUUGCAAGACAAACCUGGCGCCCGCUCAGCUAUGGACGAUGAAAUCCUAAAGACGGUAGAAUCUAUGCUCGGAAGCAACAUUCAAAUAGUGGACUGUGAAAAAACCCAAACAAUCAGGGAAGAAGAAGUACUGCUUAUCAAUGGCGUUCCAGUUACCCUGGAAGGAUCGGACGGAAAUGCGAUCAAAAAAGCACUCAUCGCUGGCGAAAUUCCCUCCUGCGAAAUGCUCAACCAAUUGCUCUUCCGCGCGGGAGUGUUACGCCAGCCUGUGCAGCUGGAAACAUCACUUAGCGUUAAAACUAGCACAGUCACCACCGAAGAUAUUACCAUUGCUCGCAAUGGUCAAAUAUUGGAUGAGCGAUCUUGCGAGACUAAAGAGAACAAUUACUAUACAAGUACUUCGAAUGAAAUUUGGGAACCCGUUAGCAGGCUAAAGAAGAAGAAACAACAGGAAAUCGUUAACGCAGAAACGGUUGACGAUAUGUUGUCCCACCAGCUCAACAAUAAAUUGUACUUAACAACAAAAGAAUCUACUUGCGAAAACGUUCCCACCCACCCAAUUCGCCAAAAUUCUAUUUGUACAGAAUCCUCAACAUCUUCUUCUACUGAAUCAAACUACUCAUCAUCACGACCAGUCAGCAAUGUGUCCAAUAUUUCUUACGACAAUUUUGUAUGUCCGAUCAUUCCCACCCAUUUGGUGGAAGGUCACGUUAAUAAAUCAACCGCCAAAAUAUCGCCAAAUCAGCAUAGUGUUAGCUGUGAUUCUGGACACGACGAGGUUACGCUUACCUCGGUGUACAGCAGUGGCGUUGGGGGAACCCACGAGUGUUAUCCCUUCAACGACAUAUCGAAGACCAACACCAUCAACUCUCUACGGACGGAUUCAUCAUUCGGAUGUGAGCUUUCGCCGCCUCCCUCAUUCCACAGCAGUGACGAGCCAGACUUUGCAAUCAUUCCGCAGAACGGUGGCAGCUCAUCAUCCCCUGCAUCCCACAAGCGACGGCAUCGAUCGACACUUCGGAGCAGGCCCCAAAAACACGUUCCGAAAAAUAAUGACGGCAGCAGCGCCAACAGCAACACAGACGACCCCAGCCUCAAUGACGACAAUUGUCUGGUGUAUCGCGAUGGAACGCUGGUUUCCGGCACGCUGGAAACGCUCAUUAAACAUAUGGUGCCAACGGAUGAAUACUAUCCGGAGCAGUCGUACCUUUUUGCAUUUCUGCUGAACGCACGCCUGUUUAUCAAACCGCACGAGCUACUCCAAAAAAUAUGUGAUAUCUGUCAUCAGCAGCAGCAGCUGGAUCAGCAUCUCAAGAGCAACAGUGCAGCGAACCAGCAAAAGGCACAAUGUCUUAGUCGGUUCGCGUGCAACUUUGUCCAGUUGCUGUCGGAAUGGAUUGAAACGUUCCCGUAUGACUUCCGCGACGAAAGAGUAAUGCAACAUGUACGCACAAUGACACAGAAGUGUAUCAACGUUAACAGCAAACUUCGCACCGAAGUAUCGACCUUGCUUCAAAAUCUUCUACAGCGACUCCGAACGUUGGAAAAAUACGAGGAAUUUCUGGACAAAAUCAACAUCGAAGGUGGUGGCGGCAAGGACAGUGAUAUUAAGCUUGGAGGACAACAACGAACCGAUUCUCGCAAUAGCAGUCAGAGUUUCCAUCAUCAGCCGACCGAAAAAUCGUCUUCUUCCAUCCACUACCAAACCUCUUCGUCUACUUCAUCGGUAAACAGUAUUACGUCGAUCAGCUCAACGCUGUCAACCCCAGACAUCACGGAUCUAUGUCCGAGCCCUUCAGUAUUAGCCCAUCAGUUGACGCAUAUCGAGCUCGAACGGCUGUCCUACAUCGGACCGGAAGAGUUCGUACAAGCGUUUGCCAAAGAGAAUCCCCACGUGGACACCUCGAUCAAGGAUAUGAAGAAGACACGCAACCUGGAAUCGUACGUGCAGUGGUUCAAUCGGCUGUCCUAUAUUGUCGCAACCGAGAUUUGUAAGCACUCGAAGAAGAAGCAACGUGCCAGAGUGAUCGAGUAUUGGAUCGAGACGGCGCGGGAGUCAUUCAACAUCGGUAACUUCAAUACGCUGAUGGCGAUAAUCGCUGGGUUGAACAUGUCUCCGAUUGCUCGGUUGAAGAAAACGUGGGCGAAAAUUCAGUCUGCCAAGUUCUCCAUAUUGGAACAUCAGAUGGAUCCCACCAGCAACUUCAGCAGUUAUCGAUCAACGCUCAAAGCUGCGAUGUGGCGUUCUGAAGGGGCAACUGACGAACGACAGCGAAUCGUCAUUCCAUUCUUCAGUCUACUAGUCAAGGAUCUAUAUUUUCUUAAUGAAGGCUGCACAAACAAACUUCCAAACGGCCACAUAAACUUCGAGAAGUUUUGGCAACUGGCAAAGCAAGUGAACGAAUUCAUUGGCUGGAAGCAGGUCACGUGUCCGUACGAGAAGAACAGCAAAAUCAUCAUGUUCCUACAGACAAACAGUAUUCUCAACGAGAACACGCUCGCGAUGGCAUCGUUCGAUUGUGAACCGCCGGAGAAUAGCAGCGAGAAAGAUCGCUAUAAAACAUUAAAGCACGAGCAGCAGAGCAGCAACUAACUCUCCAAACUGUCCGACAUAUUGAUUUCAGUUCAACCAUAAUGGAAUUCAAUCUGUGAACACUAGUUCCAGAUCUCACUUUCAAGCGACAUAUUGCAACAACACAUACAUAAACUGUUCGUUCUCCGUUUUUUUUUCGGGGGAGGAUUCACUGCAAACACACGAAAACAGAACAUCAUUCACUUGGCACACAGCAUUUAUGGAUAACAGAUUUUUAGAUAUUUUAUACACACACAAUGGAACUCUUUAAGAAUAAGUAAACUUUUAUAUAAUCCAUGUUUACGAAACAUGCAAUGUUUCUACAGGAACAGAAAAAAAGAAUGAUAAACGAAAUUAUUGAAUCAGUAACAAAGAGUGGUACGGGAAAGCGUACAUGUUUUGUACCAAGACAUCUUUUGUAGGUCAUCGUUCCGUUUUUCUUGUUUCACCCAGUGAACACUUAGAAAGCUUUCGCGCGCGUAUUUCAGAAAUAUGGAAGAAGGCUGGCUCAGACUUUAUUUACAGCAAGUUA
Messenger RNA from Toxorhynchites rutilus septentrionalis, 4593 nucleotides. RefSeq names its product ras-GEF domain-containing family member 1B-like. The transcript has 7 exons. Gene Ontology annotation, molecular function: guanyl-nucleotide exchange factor activity. The record is from RefSeq and is a predicted model, not a curated record. Gene Ontology annotation, biological process: Ras protein signal transduction; positive regulation of GTPase activity. Gene Ontology annotation, cellular component: plasma membrane. Bases 1521 to 4082 code for a protein of 853 amino acids. Lineage: Eukaryota; Metazoa; Arthropoda; Insecta; Diptera; Culicidae.